UGUUGUUGUUGGUCAACAGUGGUGGUUUCCAUAUUGCAAUAGAUGCCAUGUUGGUGCUUGGCAAGAGUGCGUCCGUGUCGGUACGUGUCAACAAGCUGGAAGGACGCGUCGUGCUCAAGUUUUCACGUCUUCCGUUCACCCACUGGUGCUUUGCGUUCUGCAAGGAACCGGACAUGGAACUAGACAUCAAGAGUACUUUAGCUGGAAAAUCUCUGGAUCAGCUCACCAAGCUCAUUCGCUCGCAGAUUCGGAGAUCUGUUCGUAAGAAGCACACACUGCCGAACUUCAAGGUUCGCUACAAGCCUUUCUUCAUUCGUCAGGAGGCUCAAGAUGAGGACAAGAAAGCGUACUUGAACAUUGAUGGUGAAGUUCUCAGCCAGGGACUGCUGAAAGUGGAGGUGGUUGAGGCGACACGUUUACCGAAGGUUCAGCAUGCCACUCAUCUUUACUGUACACUUGGUGUAGCUCGAGAUGCAUGGGCCCCAAGUGGCGGGUCACCCCGAUCACGCUGGGAAGUGCAGAUCAUCGAGGUCCGAAGAGAACGGCCUGGUGCCUCAAUUGGUGCUGUAUUUCGUGAGGUAUAUGAAGAGCUGGAGGACGAGCGCUCUGCCCUGACAGUCGUGGCCAGUGUCAAGAAGGAUAGCACUUCUUACAUCUGUGGACUACUCAAGGUACGGACUAUGUCUGUCCACCAUCCAUUGAUAGGCUCCUUUCCUUGA
This is a messenger RNA of Sycon ciliatum, 719 nucleotides long. Its product is annotated as PDZ domain-containing protein 8-like. The transcript has 7 exons. Gene Ontology annotation, cellular component: mitochondria-associated endoplasmic reticulum membrane contact site. Lineage: Eukaryota; Metazoa; Porifera; Calcarea; Leucosolenida; Sycettidae. The record is from RefSeq and is a predicted model, not a curated record. Bases 48 to 719 code for a protein of 223 amino acids. Gene Ontology annotation, biological process: mitochondrial calcium ion homeostasis.